AUGGGCCGUACCUCAGCCCAAUGGAAAUUUAAGCAGACGAAACAAGCGUUUCACGUGGUGCAGGAUGGAUACGAAUUUUUCGGCAAUCGUCAUCUUGUGACUAUAUUUUCUGCGCCGCAUUACUGCGGCCAGUUUGAUAAUGCCGCUGCGAGUAUGAUUGUUGACGAGAAUCUUGUCUGCUCAUUCCAGGUUCUAUUCUACCUUUUCAGAAGCGAAACGAUCUCCCUUACACACUCUACUUGGCGCGCAGCCAUACAGUUCAGCAAAUUCGAGGUUGCAGAUCGAUAG
Gongylonema pulchrum is the source of this 288-nucleotide messenger RNA. The record is from the annotation of a GenBank genome assembly. Lineage: Eukaryota; Metazoa; Nematoda; Chromadorea; Rhabditida; Gongylonematidae.